Molecule: messenger RNA, 1011 nt
Organism: Protopolystoma xenopodis
Lineage: Eukaryota; Metazoa; Platyhelminthes; Monogenea; Polystomatidea; Polystomatidae
Source: the annotation of a GenBank genome assembly
CUGUUAUUAUCUUCUAUCUGUUGUGCAACUUUUCAAGCUCUUCUUCAACCGCAAGAUUCCACCCCAAAUGACUUCGCAUCGCCAGCAAGUCCAAAUUUAGCGAUUUCCACCUGCAGAGAAGUUGCAGACUCUUCCAGCCGCCUGCUUCCUACAGCAAUAACAUCGUAUGCAUCAGCGUCACAGUCGCCAUCGCCAUCACCAUUUUCGUCGCCAUCACUGUCAGCUCUAAGACCCUCCUCACCGGCGUCGGGAGUAGUUCGUCUUAAUGCACGGAUUCUUGACGACCUGGACUCUGGCUGGAGCUCGAGCAGCCGCACCGUCUCCCAGGUCUCAAGGGGAUCCUUCAAUUAUGCCGGGCUCCUGCCUGGCUCGCGGCAUUGCCUACAGCCGACAGAUACCAACACUUCCCUCCUCAACAAAGGACUGAAGGAGUUUCCCUCUCCUGAAAACAAAUCUGGACUGGACCAAGGAACUGAUCACGUCAGAGUCCAGCUAGAGCCUGCUCUCUCUAACGCCGAAGAAGAUGAGCAAGCUACCGUCCACGCGGAGGUGGCCACAUCUGCCUGCGCCACACCCCUACAAGUCAUCUCAGUUUCCAGCUCGUCAAAGUUCACCUGCUCGAAGGCCUUAUCGUCAUCAUCGCGUCGUGCCAUGCGUGCGCCAGACACUCAGCUUCAGUCCAGCCAUUCGAUUGGUCACCAGACGAUGGUGUUGCCCGCAAGUGAGCCAAUCAGCACAGCGGCACCUCAUCCGAUAUCCUUUAGGCCCUGGGCAUCAGAGAAAGAGAACCAUACAAGGACGUCAGAUGAGCCCCACGCCCGACACCAAAUGAGUCACAUUCACGAUUGUCAACAUUACUAUCAUUAUCAUCAUCAUUAUCAUCAUCAUUAUCACCAUCAUCACAACGACAGAAAAGAAGACGUUUUUACAAAGAAGGCCCACAACAGUGCAUUGGAAGCGGAAAUGCACCCCCCUAAUUUACUUUUCCCGACUCGGCCAACAUGUCACCAA